UUCAAGUAUAUAAUCUUCUUGAUAUUCCGUAACUUAAGUUCUAUUAUAUCAGAUAAUUCUACUAGUUUGUAAAUUAGUUAGAUUGCGUGAAUAGACAGUAACACUAUCAAAAAAAUAUGAUUAGAGCCACUUUCUUAAACCGUUCAAUUGUUCCAAAUGCUCGUUCAUUUUCUUCAUCGAGUCUUAUUCUUGACAAGAUUAAAGUUAAGAACCCCAUUGUAGAAUUAGAUGGGGAUGAAAUGACUAGAAUUAUAUGGCAAAGAAUCAAGGAUAAAUUAAUUAAUCCAUACUUGGAUAUCGAUUUAAAAUAUUAUGAUUUAGGUGUAGAAUCAAGAGAUGCAACUGAUGAUAAAAUUACUAUUGACGCAGCUAAUGCCAUUAAAGAAUAUGGAGUUGGUGUUAAAUGUGCCACUAUAACUCCAGAUGAAGCUAGAGUUAAAGAAUUUAAUUUAAAGAAGAUGUGGUUAUCACCAAAUGGUACUAUUAGAAAUAUCUUAGGUGGUACUGUAUUUAGAGAAUCAAUUAUCAUUCCAAGAGUUCCAAGAUUAAUUCCAGGUUGGAAAGAACCAAUCGUUAUUGGUAGACAUGCUCAUGGUGAUCAAUAUAAAGCUACUGAUUUAGUCAUAACUGAACCAGGAAAGUUAGAAUUAACUUUUACUCCAGCUAAUGGUGGACCAGUUGAAACUAAGACUGUCUAUGAUUACAAAGGUUCAGGUGUUGGUUUAGCCAUGUAUAACACUGAUGAAUCAAUUAUAGGAUUUGCUCAUUCUUCAUUUAAAAUGGCUUUAAGUAAGAAACUUCCAUUAUAUAUGUCUACUAAAAAUACCAUUUUGAAAAAGUACGAUGGAAGAUUUAAAGAUAUCUUUCAAGAAAUUUAUGAAUCUGAUUAUGCUAAAGAAUUUGAAGCUAAUGGAUUAUGGUAUGAACAUAGAUUAAUUGAUGAUAUGGUUGCACAAAUGAUUAAAUCUAAAGGUGGAUUUGUUAUGGCUUUAAAAAAUUAUGAUGGUGAUGUUCAAUCUGAUAUUGUUGCUCAAGGUUUUGGAUCUUUAGGUUUAAUGACUUCAGUUUUAAUGACUCCAGAUGGAAAAGCUUUUGAAUCUGAAGCUGCUCAUGGUACUGUUACUAGACAUUAUAGACAACAUCAACAAGGUAAAGAAACUUCUACCAAUUCAAUUGCAUCUAUCUUUGCUUGGACUAGAGGUAUUGCUCAAAGAGGUAGACUUGAUAAUACCCCAGAAGUCAUUGAAUUUGCCAAUACUCUUGAAAAGGCAACCAUUGACACUGUUCAAGAAGAUGGUAUUAUGACCAAAGAUUUGGCUUUAGCUUGUGGUAAAACCGAAAGAUCUGCUUAUGUUACCACUACUGAAUUCUUAGAUGCUGUUGCUGAUAAGUUAAAGAGUCAAGUUAAAGUUUAAAAAAUUACAGAGUAAACUUUGAAAGUUGAAGUCCUAUUGAAGGGACACAAUUGCUUAAUCUUUAAUUCUAUACAAUUUAUUCUUUCUUAUACAUACGAUUUACUUUGAUCAAGAUCAGAGUUUUCAAUAUAUAUUAAUAGCAGAAAUGAAAUGCUUUACGUUUUAAAUUUAAUUUAUACAGGAUGUAUGUGCUGAAAAUUACCG
Messenger RNA from Scheffersomyces amazonensis, 1619 nucleotides. It is a transcript of the gene IDP1, whose product is annotated as isocitrate dehydrogenase (NADP(+)). Lineage: Eukaryota; Fungi; Ascomycota; Pichiomycetes; Serinales; Debaryomycetaceae. The record is from RefSeq and is a predicted model, not a curated record. Bases 117 to 1415 code for a protein of 432 amino acids. Gene Ontology annotation, biological process: NADP+ metabolic process; isocitrate metabolic process. The transcript has a single exon. Gene Ontology annotation, cellular component: mitochondrion. Gene Ontology annotation, molecular function: NAD binding; magnesium ion binding; isocitrate dehydrogenase (NADP+) activity.